Ilex paraguariensis (yerba mate) is the source of this 1815-nucleotide messenger RNA. NCBI's taxonomy places the organism in Eukaryota, Viridiplantae, Streptophyta, Magnoliopsida, Aquifoliales, Aquifoliaceae. The record is from the annotation of a GenBank genome assembly.
UCACAUAACUCCCCCACGUGUCACUUCCUCACAAUUCUCCUUCCCUUCUUUUUCUCUCAAGCCCCUCCCGUCUCUCUCUCUCUGCUCCAAAACUUUUUCCGGUGAGUGUUCAAAUUUCUUGUCACGAUUUCGACGGUUUAAUCUUUCAUCGAUCUGAUUCGUUGAAAAGCAAAAGCAAUUGUGAAAGUUUACUUACAUGGAGAAUAUGGAGUCAUCAGAGGAAGAUGAUUUGAACCGACUGGACUCAGUUCUUGAAAUGGGUUCGACUGUGUCGUCGAUAUUUGGAAGUGAUGAUGUUCCAAGCACUACCAGCUCUUUCGAAGGUAUCUCGACGGCUAGUAGUAGUUCUGGUGAAAUUCCGGCGGAUAUAGUGGCGGAGACGGUGGUGCCGAGACUGUUGAAACCACCGGCGUUGGAAAUUUCAGGUGAGAUGGCUCCGAUGAGGUUGAAGUGUGUGGGGAGGAAGAGUAAUAGAGUGUUGUGGGGGUUCACUUCGGUGAUUGGGAGGAGAAGAGAGAUGGAGGAUGCUGUUAGGGUGGUGCCGGGGUUCAUGUCUCGCACGUGCGAUCACGUGGGAGGGUGUACUGCAGCAGGUUCCAUGAGUUCAACUGAGGUCUCGCCGGUACAUUUCUUCGGUGUCUAUGAUGGUCAUGGUGGUUCUCAGGUGGCUAACUUCUGUGCUGAGCGGAUGCAUGAAGUAGUAGCAGAGGAGUGUGAUCGAAAAACAGUAGAUGGUUUUGAAUGGCAACAGAGGUGGGAGGCAGCAUUCUGUAGUAGUUUUGAGAGGGCUGACAAUGAGCUCUUGACGGAGGUAACAGCACCAGAAAUGGUUGGAUCUACUGCUGUUGUAGUGAUUCUAUCUGGUUGCCAGAUCAUUACAUCUAAUUGUGGUGAUUCAAGGGCAGUGCUUUGCAGGGGGACUGAAACUAUACCCUUAACCAUUGAUCAGAAGCCUGAUAGAGAAGAUGAACUUGUGAGGAUUGAAGGACAGGGAGGGAAGGUCAUAAACUGGAAUGGUGCUAGGGUAUUUGGAGUUCUUGCCAUGUCCAGAGCUAUAGGUGACCGGUACUUGAGACCGUGGAUUAUUCCCGUUCCCGAGGUAACUUUCACAACAAGGAGUGAUGAAGAUGAGUGUUUAAUCUUGGCAAGUGAUGGACUUUGGGAUGUCAUGUCGAACAAUGAGGUCGGGGAGGUGGCUCGCCGUGUUCUAAGACGGCAGCGUAGAUCUGUGACACAGAAUGAGAUUCCUGCAGCGCAAGCCGUUGCUGAUAACCUCACUGAAAUAGCUGUUGGGAGGAACAGUUCUGACAACAUUUCUAUUAUUGUUGUUGAUCUAAAACCAAAGAGGAAACGGCUACCGAGGCAAUAGAAGAAGGAAGUAGAUCAUUCAUUCACUCUGCCGAUUAUAUUUCACAAGAAUCCAACUCAGCUUUUGAUUCCAGAGAUGAGGGAAGCAGGUAUGAUCAUUGAAAUGUACAAAGCUGACUGGUUUGUUACUGCUAGAAUACUAGGUCAAGCCUUGAUUUUUUUAAAUUGGUUUGGUCAACACAUUAAAGACUUAGGAGGAUACUGUUCUAUUGAAGUCCCAUAUUAAUGGGAAAAUGAAAAGAAAAGAAUAUUGUCUUCUUUUUCUUUGUUAUAAUGCCAGUGUGUUGACUCUCUGAAUUUUCUAUUGUUGUUGCAUAAUGAAAAAAAGAUGGUUUUUUCAUCUCUCAAGUAAAAUAAGAAGAAAAAAAAAUGAAUUUCAACCCAAUAUGCUUAGUUUUUGUGAUAACUAUAUGAAUUAACUAGCUUAUUGAUUCACAUAGUUCUGGC